AUGGGAAAUACAGAGAGUAAUGUAACCAGUGGCGUGAAGAAGCAGGCUGGCACGUCCACACAGAAGUUGUACAAAUUAAUAGACUUAAAAGGUGGUGGAUUACUAGUAGACAUGAUGAAGCGAGCAGUUCAGAACAAGCAGUAUGCAGAGAUCGAUCAUGCUAUUAAGACAAAAGUGGAGCCAUUCCUGUAUAACAGAGGCAAGGGACGGUACAUACCGAUAGCACAUCUGGUAUUGUUAAGGAAUAAGGAGCGAGCGAGACAUAAGCUGUUACCACCGCUGAGAGGCAUGGAGAACCCUGACGAGGAGUUCGACAUAGACAAAGACUGGCCUAACGUGACACAAGAGGAGUAUGACGCCAACCCCUCAGGAUUUAGGGAACUCUGCUGGGAUUUAAAGGAACGUGGUGCCGUGGGGGAGACAAUCCUUCAUCUCUGCUUGCUGAAUGCAACAUCGCUGCUCGCAGACUUGGCGAAACGACUCCUACGCUUCUAUCCAAAGAUGAUUAACGAUAUUUACAUGAGCGACGAAUAUUAUGGUGAGAGUGUUCUCCAUAUGACUAUUGUCAACGAGGACCCAACAAUGGUGAAGUUUUUAUUAGACGCUGGAGCUGAUUAUCACGAGCGAUGCUUUGGUAACUUCAUGUGUCCGGAAGACCAAAAAGCGUCCAGAUCAGAUUCGUUUGAUCACGAAUGGGUUAAUGUUCAGCCAGAUACGAAUUAUGAAGGCUACGUGUACUGGGGAGAAUAUCCACUGAGCUUUGCUGCCUGUCUUGCGCAAGAAGAGAGCUAUAGACUCAUUUUGGCUCGAGGAGCAAAUCCAGACAAACAAGACACAAAUGGAAAUACUGUGUUACAUAUGCUUGUUAUAUACGAUAAAGUGAACACAUUUGAUAUGGCGUAUGAAGUUGGGGCAUCAUUGAACAUCAGAAAUGUAAGGAACCUUACGCCUUUGACCCUGGCAGCUAAACUCGCCAGGACCGAGCUCUUCUUCCACAUCCUGAACAUAGAAAGAGAAAUAUAUUGGCAAAUUGGGGCAACAACCUGUGCUGCGUACCCUUUGGGGCAAGUUGAUACUAUUGAUACCCAGACGGGGCUCAUUAGUAAGGAUUCGGCGUUAAAUUUAGUUGUCUUUGGGGAAAAAGACGAACAUCUCGAACUUCUGGAAGGGAUGUUGAUAGAUCUACUAAAAACAAAGUGGAAUACAUUUGUAAAAUUUCGUUUCUAUCGGCAAUUUAUUCUGUUUGCCUGUUAUUUCGUCGUGUCUCUCGUCUGCUUCACACUGCGACCUGGGCCGCCUGACCGGGCGCUGAAUUCCACUGUAGUGAAUACUACAGUAGCAUCUAUUACUAAUAUUGUUGACGCUGAAGUGACUCCUGAAGUUGAAAACUGUACUCUAAUCCGUAUAGCUGAGAAACUGGCUGUCGAGGUUUUUAAUAGAAGCAAAGUCAAUGAAACCAAGUGUGGACAUUUUAAGAGUCAUCCCAAAGCUAAAACAAAGGAGACAGAUAUGGAGGGCUGGUGGGAGGAUCUAACUGAAGAGUGUAGAUUGAUGAACUUCGAUUCUUCGCAGGCUAAGGUAAGAAUAUGCACGGAACUAAUGUUAUGGCUCGGAGCCCUCAUAUAUAUCGCGGCAGCUCUACGAGAAGCCAGGUUUCUUGGAUUGAAGAUGUUCUUUGAGAAUUUGAGUACGGUACCAUCCAGAGUAAUGUUCCUGUUCUCUUGUAUCUUAAUGGUCAUUCUGCCUUCUCUUCGCUUAUGGUGUGCUGAUGAAGCUGAGGACCAUCUGGCCGUGAUCAUUAUGCUAACAACUGCACCUUAUUUCUUGUUCUUUUGUCGUGGUUUCAAAACGGUUGGUCCAUUCGUGGUGAUGAUUUAUAGAAUGGUGAUGGGGGAUCUAUUGAGAUUUGUGUGUAUUUAUCUGGUCUUCGUUAUGGGAUUCUCGCAAGCGUACUAUAUAAUAUUUCUAUCCUUCGACAAUCCAAAUACACCCGAAGGAGUCGAUGAUUCGGUCUCGAACCCCAUGCCUUCCCCGAUGGAGAGCAUCAUGGCGAUGUUCCUCAUGUCGUUGACGACUUUUUCGGAUUACUUCAGCGCCUUUGACAGAACUGCGCACGAGACUGAGGCCAAGCUCCUCUUCGUCAUCUACAUGAUACUCGUUGCCGUAUUGCUAGUGAACAUGUUAAUCGCCAUGAUGGGAAACACAUAUCAGAAGAUCGCGGAGACUCGUAACGAAUGGCAGAGACAGUGGGCCAGAAUAGUUCUAGUUGUGGAAAGGGGUGUUCCGCCUGCGCAACGGUUGAAGCAACUCAUGACCUACAGCCAGCCUAUGGCUAGCGGAAAGAGAGCUUUAGUGUUACGGAUUAAUCAAAAGGAUGAAGACAAAGAAGAGAUGAAAGAAAUUCUAGAAAUGAAGCGAACACAUCAGCGUAUUGUCGCAAAGAGGAAGCAACGGGAGAUUGACUUGAAGAAUGGUCCAAUCGCGUCACCGAUACGAAACUAUCCUCUUAGAAAAUAG
Pieris brassicae (large cabbage white) is the source of this 2517-nucleotide messenger RNA. It is a transcript of the gene nan, whose product is annotated as transient receptor potential cation channel subfamily V member 5. Gene Ontology annotation, molecular function: calcium channel activity; protein binding. The record is from RefSeq and is a predicted model, not a curated record. The coding region runs from base 1 to 2517 and encodes 838 amino acids. Gene Ontology annotation, biological process: calcium ion import across plasma membrane. Gene Ontology annotation, cellular component: membrane. The transcript has 16 exons. NCBI's taxonomy places the organism in Eukaryota, Metazoa, Arthropoda, Insecta, Lepidoptera, Pieridae.